Molecule: messenger RNA, 3297 nt
Organism: Chelonia mydas (Green sea turtle)
Lineage: Eukaryota; Metazoa; Chordata; Testudines; Cheloniidae
Gene: PLCD3
Product: phospholipase C delta 3
Exons: 16
Coding region: 178-2541 (787 amino acids)
Biological process (GO): intracellular signal transduction; lipid metabolic process
Molecular function (GO): calcium ion binding; phosphatidylinositol-4,5-bisphosphate phospholipase C activity
Source: RefSeq, a predicted model, not a curated record
UGCCAGGAACAAUCUGGAUCAGAGGGUGCCCUUAUGUAAAGCUCCCCCACCAAGCUGGCCCAGUAAAAUCCUCUUGAAGGCAAAGAGCAAAGGGAUGCUGGUGGGGGCAGCAGAGCUGGAAGCUGAGGCGGAAGUAAGGAGCCGUGUCCUCUCCCAGUGGAGCUGGCUGCUGGAGGAAUGUGCAGGAUCAACACAGAGCCCGUGUUUAGACAGGAGGCGCUGAGUGUUUUUGGCCAGCGAGAGAUGGUGUCAGGCCUGACAGAUGAUGAAGACAUCAAGGUGAUGCUGAAGGGCUCCUUUCUCUGGAAGAUCAAGUCACGCAGACGGAAGAAGGAGCGGUUCUACCGCUUGCAGGAGGACGGCUUGACCAUCUUGUCUGAGAGCUGCUUUAAACGGGCUCGCUCCAAGCAGAUCUUCCCCAUCAUGCACAUGGACGGCGUGCGGGAGGGCUACCAGUCCGAGGGGCUCCGCAAGCACGGCAGUUUCUUCCCGGAGACGCAGUGCCUCACCAUCGUCUUCAAGGGUCGGCGGAAGAACCUGGACCUGGCUGCCCAGAGUGAGGAGGAGGCGAAGAGGUGGGCCCAGGGGCUGAAGAAGCUGAUGGCCAAGGUGGAAGCCAUGAGCCAGCAAGAGAAGCUUGAUCACUGGAUCCAUGACAUCCUGCACCGAGCCGACAAGAACAAGGACAACAAGAUGACCUUCAAGGAGAUCAAGGACAUGCUGAAGAUGAUCAAUAUCGACAUGAAUGACAUCUACGCCUACCAGCUCUUCCAGGAGUGCGAUAAGUCCAGCAACGACCGGCUGGAGGAGCACGAGAUCGAGGAGUUCUGCACCUUGCUGAUGAAGCGGCCCGAGCUGGAGGAGCUGUUCCACCGCUACUCGGGGCAGGACUGCGUGCUGUCGGCCAAGGAGCUGGGGGCCUUCCUGCAGGACCAGGGCGAGGAUGCUGACCUGGCGCAUGCCCACACCAUCAUCCAGACCUAUGAGCUCAGCGAGAAAGCCAAACAGCACAACCGCAUGAUGCUGGACGGGUUCAUGAUGUACCUGCUCUCUGCGGCUGGUGACAUCCUGAACCAGGAGCACACCGACGUCUACCAGGACAUGAGCCAGCCCCUCUGCCAUUACUUCAUCUCCACCUCCCACAACACCUACCUGACCGACAAUCAGAUCGGGGGGGCCAGCAGCACCGAAGCCUACAUCAGGGCGUUCAUGGAGGGCUGCCGCUGUGUGGAGCUGGACUGCUGGGAGGGCUCCAACGGGGAGCCCGUCAUCUACCACGGCCACACCCUGACCUCUAAGAUCCUCUUCAGGGAUGUCAUCGAGAUCAUCCGGGACUAUGCCUUCAAGCACUCCUCGUACCCCGUGAUCCUGUCCCUGGAGAAUCACUGUGGGCUGGAGCAGCAGGUGACCAUGGUUCGGCACAUGAAGGCAAUCUUGGGGGACAUGCUGCUGACCCAGAUGCUGGAUGGGCAGGUCCCCAAGGAGCUCCCGUCACCAGAGCAACUGAAAGGGAAGAUCCUGGUGAAAGGGAAGAAGCUGCCGGACCUGGUGUGUGACCCCGAGAACAUGAGCUUCCUCUCCGACAACAACGAGGAGGAGGAGGAAGAGGAGGAAGAGGAGCGGGUGCUGCGCAAAGACCGCAGGAGGUCGUCCCAUUUGCUGCAGGAGAUCAGGCCACUCCAGGCGAAGGACACUGCGCAGAUCUCCCAGGAGCUCUCCGACCUGGUGGUGUACUGCCAGGCCGUCCCCUUCCAGAGCCUGGAGCACGCACUCAGGAGCCAGCAGGCCUGCCAGAUGUCCUCCUUCAGCGAGAGGAAGGCCAGGAAGCUCAUCAAGGAGUCAGGGAACGGCCUGGUCCGGUACAACACCCGGCAGCUGAGCCGCAUCUACCCCUUGGGGCUGAAGAUGAACUCUUCAAACUACAACCCCCAGGAGAUGUGGAACGCCGGAUGCCAGCUAGUGGCUCUCAACUUCCAGACCCCCGGCUGCGAGAUGGAUCUGAACCACGGGCGGUUCCUGGUGAACGGGCGCUGUGGCUACGUGCUCAAGCCCAGCUUCCUGCGGAGCCGCCAGGCCUCCUUUGACCCCGAGAGCGGGCGAGGGCCCGGCCACAGAGCCACCCGGCUGCUGGUCAAGGUGAUCACGGCCCAGCAGCUCCCCAAGCUGAACAACAAGAAGAGCUCCAUCGUGGACCCCUUCGUGCGCGUGGAGAUCCACGGCGUCCGAGCCGACUGCAGCAGUAAACAGACCGAGUACAAGCUCAACAAUGGGUUCAAUCCACGCUGGGAAGAGACCCUGAGCUUCCAGCUGCGGGUGCCGGAGCUGGCCCUGGUGCGCUUCGUGGUGGAAGAUUAUGACACCACCUCCUGCAAUGACUUCGUGGGGCAGUUCACCCUGCCCUUCACCAGCCUGAGGGAAGGUGGGUGCCUGGCAGGGGCUGGCCAGGCCCACGGGGCAGAGAGCCAGCGGGUAUCGUCACAUCCACCUGCUCUCCAGGGACGGGGCGUCCCUGGCACCGGCCACUCUCUUUGUGCACAUUAAAUCCAAGAAGAUGUGAGCGCACACGGAUGAGGAUCAGCGGCGGCGAGAUCAGCACCCAGGCGGCUGUGGCAGGACCCAGGAGGAGCCGGUUCAACGUGACCCUCCUCGGCUGGGUGCGUGGAGGCCCAGCCCAGCCAGACCUACACCCGGGGGCUGGGCUGCAGGGGGAGGUGAGGCCUCUGUUCUGUCUGCCCAGGGCGUAGCUGCUGCAGAGACUGGUUUGGUUCCCACCCCCCUAAAGUAACCUGGGGAGGGCUAAAUUCCUCCAGGACUCCAGCCUCUGCACCUGCCUCCUCCCCGGGGCCACGGGCUGCGCCCAUCCCCAGCACGCUGCUGGAAAGAGGCCGGAGGAAGGGACCUGAACCGGCCGGGAGCCUGUGUUAGGACAGCCCCACGGCAGGGUCAGUGGUAAAGCAGGUGGGUGGUGUGUUUUUUCUAGCUAGCGUUGGCAUUUAUUUAGCUGUGGUAGGCUACACGCUGCCCACGCCCCCAUGCAUCGCACAGGCACCCGCUGAUGGGGGGAGGUAGGGGACGGAUGGAAACACACACGCACACUUUCCCGUUAACCCUUUAGUGGCCUCUCUUCACACUGAGCUGAGAUGCUUGUAUCUGAAGGAGCCUUGUGCUCGGCUGCAUGGCUUGGCUGUAAGCACAGCAGCCCGGGUGGAUUUUGUGAGACAGGCCCUGGAGCCUAGGGCCUGUUCCAAGCGGUGUAUUUAUAUUGUAAAACAAUAAUAAAAAGUUUAUUUUACCAGA